GAGCGCGCGCAGCACAGCGUCAGUAUUCAAACAGCAACUGAGCGUGUAACAUUUCACAAAGCGUAAAAUCAAACACACCAACACUUUGACAAAAGUGAAAAAAUAUUGAAGUUAAAAAAAUACUGAAGUGAAAAAGUGAAUCGUGAGCAAACGUCGAAAAGUAGUGAAAUCUGUAUUUCCAUAAAUACGUUACGUGUGAAUUAUCAAAGUAAACAAAAAUGACGAAAGCUAUUGGAAUUGAUUUGGGAACAACCUAUUCGUGCGUCGGAGUUUGGCAAAAUGGUAAGGUGGAGAUAAUUGCUAACGACCAAGGUAAUCGUACAACACCGAGUUACGUGGCUUUUACCGAUACCGAGCGUCUGAUCGGUGACGCAGCGAAGAAUCAAGUGGCUUUGAAUCCGACGAAUACGGUUUUCGACGCAAAACGUUUAAUCGGUCGUCGCUUCGACGAUCCGAAGAUUCAGGGGGACAUCAAGCACUGGCCUUUCCGAGUAGUGAACGAUGGUGGCAAGCCGAAGAUACAAGUCGAAUUUCAAGGUCAAACGAAAACAUUCAAUCCGGAAGAGAUAAGUUCGAUGGUGUUGACGAAAAUGCGAGAAAUCGCGGAGGCUUAUCUCGGUCAUACCGUGAAAGAUGCGGUGAUUACCGUGCCUGCUUAUUUCAAUGAUUCUCAACGUCAAGCUACUAAAGACGCCGGAGCUAUAGCUGGGUUGAAUGUGUUGCGAAUCAUAAACGAGCCGACCGCAGCUGCGCUUGCUUAUGGUCUUGACAAGAAUCUAAAAGGUGAACGCAACAUCCUGAUUUUCGACCUUGGUGGUGGAACUUUUGACGUUUCCAUUCUCUCCAUCGCCGAAGGUUCUCUCUUCGAAGUGAAAUCAACAGCAGGAGACACUCAUCUCGGUGGAGAAGAUUUCGAUUCUCGUCUUGUGAAGCAUUUCUGCCAGGAAUUUGAGCGCAAAUUCAAGAAAAAUCUGGCUAACAAUCCACGUGCUUUGAGAAGAUUGAGAACAGCUGCUGAGCGUGCGAAACGCACAUUGUCAUCGAGCACCGAAGCAACUCUUGAGAUUGAUGCACUUUACGAUGGCCUCGACUUUUACACAAGAAUAUCCCGAGCCCGUUUUGAAGAACUUUGUGCCGAUCUCUUCAGAGCAACGCUCGAACCGGUUGAAAAAGCUUUGAAAGAUGCCAAGAUGGACAAGAGUAUGAUAAACGACAUUGUACUGGUUGGUGGUUCGACUAGGAUCCCCAAAAUUCAGUCUCUCCUGCAAAAUUUCUUCAACGGCAAACAGCUGAAUCUGUCGAUCAAUCCGGAUGAGGCAGUAGCUUACGGCGCAGCAGUUCAAGCAGCUAUUUUAACCGGAGAAGAUGACAAGAGCUCUGCUCUCCAAGAUGUUCUCCUUGUUGAUGUGGCUCCUUUGUCUCUUGGCAUUGAGACUGCAGGAGGCGUCAUGACCAAUAUCAUCGAGCGCAAUUCGAGAAUCCCCUGCAAGCAGACUCAAACUUUUACCACUUAUGCGGACAACCAACCAGCUGUGACGGUACAAGUUUACGAAGGUGAACGUGCUAUGACAAAGGACAACAAUUUGUUGGGUACAUUCGAGCUCACUGGUAUUGCCCCGGCCCCACGGGGCGUUCCUAAGAUCGAAGUAACUUUCGAUCUCGAUGCCAAUGGCAUUCUUCACGUAACUGCCAAAGACACGGGCAGUGGACGCACCCGUGACGUUACGAUCCGCAACGACAAAGGUCGUCUGAGUAGAGCUGAAAUUGAUAGAAUGCUUUCGGACGCCGAGCGCUAUCGCGAUGAAGACGCUAAACAACGAGAGAGAAUUGCUACAAGAAACCAAUUGGAAUCUUAUAUUUUCUCUGUGAAACAAGCUGCCCAGGAAUCCGGUGACAAACUCUCCCAAGAAGACAAAAAUAAGGUUAUCAAUUUGUGUGAGGAAGCAAUCAGUUGGCUCGAUGGCAAUAAUCUUGCUGACAAAGAAGAAUAUCAGCACAAACUUGAAACUCUACAGUCUCAGUGCUCGCCCAUCAUGACUAAGAUUCAUCAAGGAGCCCCCAACGGACGACAAUCCUGUGGUGGCCAACAAUCUUAUGGAGGUGGACAAAAUUCUGGACCAACCAUUGAAGAGAUGGACUAGAAAACACGUCAGCAUACUGAUAUGUUUGCCUCAUUAAACAUCUCAAUUACCAUAUUAUUCUUUUAAUCCUCAUGAUUUUCGUAGACCAAAGUUUAGAAACUUUGUAGAAAUGUCUUGUUACAUCUUAUCCAUUAACUCACUUGAACUCUUCAGAUUCAUAAACUUCUCCCUUUUAUCGCAACCUUCAGAACUGAAAUACUAAGACUGAAGCAUUUUUUUUGCCAAUGUAUACUUUUCUGUAACAGUAUGAAAAAAUUACAACAAGAAAAAUAAAAGAUGUACAAACAUAUAAAAUUAAA
Messenger RNA from Venturia canescens, 2440 nucleotides. RefSeq names its product heat shock protein 68-like. The transcript has a single exon. Lineage: Eukaryota; Metazoa; Arthropoda; Insecta; Hymenoptera; Ichneumonidae. The record is from RefSeq and is a predicted model, not a curated record. Gene Ontology annotation, cellular component: cytosol; nucleus; plasma membrane. The coding region runs from base 219 to 2141 and encodes 640 amino acids. Gene Ontology annotation, molecular function: ATP-dependent protein folding chaperone; ATP binding.